Lactuca saligna is the source of this 435-nucleotide messenger RNA. Lineage: Eukaryota; Viridiplantae; Streptophyta; Magnoliopsida; Asterales; Asteraceae. The record is from the annotation of a GenBank genome assembly.
AUGCCAUCUCCAUCUCUUCUUUCCAUUCUAAAAAAUCGUCUUAUACUUGAAGAGACUAAUUAUGAUACAAAUAUGUUAAUUUCUCAAAAUACAUCCAUGGUAUCACAAUUGAAUCCGGAUCAACUUACAAUUUAUGAAAAAGUUGUGGAUGCUGAACAAAAGAAAAAGCAACUGCUAUUAUUUGUAUAUGGAUCUGGUGGUACAGGAAAAACUUUUUUAUGGACAACUAUACUUUCAUAUUUCAGAUCUAAGGGAAAGAUUAUACUUGCUGUUGCCGCCUCAGGCAUUGCAUCCCUUUUGUUGCCUUCAGGUCGUACUGCUCAUUCUAGAUUUGUUAUUCCAAUUGACUUUACAGACAAGUCUUCCUGUAAUAUUAAAAAAAAAAACGCAGCUUGCAGAGCUCCUAAAGAGGACUUCUAUGAUCAUAUGGGAUGA